Molecule: messenger RNA, 580 nt
Organism: Dipodomys spectabilis (banner-tailed kangaroo rat)
Lineage: Eukaryota; Metazoa; Chordata; Mammalia; Rodentia; Heteromyidae
Gene: Uxt
Product: ubiquitously expressed prefoldin like chaperone
Exons: 7
Coding region: 61-534 (157 amino acids)
Biological process (GO): negative regulation of transcription by RNA polymerase II
Molecular function (GO): transcription corepressor activity
Source: RefSeq, a predicted model, not a curated record
UCCCGGAAGCCGCGGUUCACACCAACAAUUCUUAUUGCCGACGGGCCUGAGGAGCCCAUUAUGGCGACGCCCCCUAAACGCCGGGCUGUGGAAGCCACGGGGGAAAAAGUGCUGCGCUACGAGGCCUUUAUCAGUGACGUGCUGCAGCGGGACUUGCGAAAAGUAUUGGACCAUCGAGACAAAGUAUAUGAGCAGCUGGCCACAUACCUUCAGCUGAAAAAUGUCAUUGAGCGACUCCAGGAAGCUAAUCACUCGGAGUUAUAUAUGCAGGUGGAUUUGGGCUGUAACUUCUUCGUUGACACAGUGGUCUCAGAUACUUCACGCAUCUAUGUAGCCCUGGGAUAUGGGUUUUUCCUGGAGUUGACACUGGCAGAAGCACUCAAGUUUAUUGAUCGUAAGAGCUCUCUCCUCACAGAGCUCAGCAACAGCCUCACCAAGGACUCCAUGAAUAUCAAGGCUCAUAUCCACAUGUUGCUAGAGGGGCUGAGAGAACUACAGGGCCUGCAGAAUUUCCCAGAGCCAGCUCACCAUUGAUUACUACUUCCCAUCCUCUGACAUUAAAGAGCCUAAAUGCCUUGGA